Radiomyces spectabilis is the source of this 1127-nucleotide messenger RNA. RefSeq names its product F-actin-capping protein subunit alpha. Lineage: Eukaryota; Fungi; Mucoromycota; Mucoromycetes; Mucorales; Radiomycetaceae. Gene Ontology annotation, molecular function: actin filament binding. The coding region runs from base 104 to 943 and encodes 279 amino acids. The transcript has 7 exons. Gene Ontology annotation, biological process: actin cytoskeleton organization; barbed-end actin filament capping. Gene Ontology annotation, cellular component: F-actin capping protein complex; actin cortical patch. The record is from RefSeq and is a predicted model, not a curated record.
CAAGCGGGCUUGGGAGGUCUCCGAUGGACCAUGAAUAUCUCGGCACGGCCAGCGUUUCACAAACGUUCAAGAUAUUUCUAUUCAUCAAAAAACAAGUGAGACCAUGGACGAGGUAUCGAUUGAAGAGAAAGUCAAGAUUGCUUCCAGCUUUGUGUUGGCCAGCCCUCCCGGAGAAGUGAAUGACGUUUUCAACGAUGUUCGACUUUUAGUCGAUAAUGACAGCGCUCUUGAAGAUGGCAUUUUGCAAGCGUUAGAACAAUACCACAUUGACCAGUUUGCUACGGUCACUUUACCUGACAGCGAAUCUUUGGUCAUUGUUUCGAAGUAUGGCAAAGUGGGCGAAAACCGAUACUUGGAUCCACAGUCGAAGCAGACCUUCAAAUUAGACUCUUUACGCUUGGCGGCAUCGGACGUGGAACCUCACGACGGUGACCAACCAGCAGAAGAACUUAGAUCUGCUAUUCAAACAGAAGCCCUGGCGUACGUCGAGGAUCAUUUUCCAAACGGAGCUUGCGCGGUCUAUGCGAUCGACAGCACGCAUAUCGUCAUUGUCAUUGUCGACAACAAAUAUAACCCUCACAACUACUGGAAUGGAAGAUGGCGCGCGACGUGGGAGUUGGAUACAGAGUCGGGUGAAUUGAAAGGCACCACCAAAGUCCAAGUUCAUUACUACGAAGAUGGCAAUGUCCAACUGAACUCUGAUAAAGAAUGCACGUUGAAUGUAUCCUGUAGUACCGAGAAUGCGAAAGAAUACGCGACAUCGAUGCUCAAGGAAAUUGCCAAGUUUGAUAAAACACAUCAAUCGGCGAUGAACGAGAGUUAUGACGAUCUAGCUGAGAACACGUUCAAAGGAUUACGUAGAGCAUUACCACUGACACGAAACAAAUUGGACUGGAACAAAAUCCUCAACUACAAGAUUGGCAACGAAUUAUCUCAAAAAUAAACCUGAGAAGGAAAAAUCGUGUUUUCCUAAUAAUGGCUUCAAGGGUAUGGUUAUGCAAUUAGUGAUCAAUAACAACACAAAUGUGGGAAUGUGCUGUUGGACGCGUAUGCGGUUACUUUUGCAAUCGGAAAGUGGAUGAGGUACAGUAUGGUUUUUAGGAAACAGUUUUUCUGGUGUCAUUGUU